UGGCCGGCGCCGGAGAGGGCGACUUGAAGCCCACUCUCGAAGCAGCGAGUCCCCAGGGGGGCUGCUACUGCUCCUGUCACGUGACCCCAUCCCCUCCCCCUGCCUCGUCCCCCUUUGUUGUUGUCUGAGUCGGCUGCUUCGGCUGUUUCUUUCGCCUAAGUACUUGUCGGGGUUAAAGCCCUAUUGAUACGGGAUAACCGAGUGCAGUGUACCUGGAUGAAAGUGCCAGGACUGGCGAAGGAGCGUGGAGGUGAUGCUGCAGGAAGCACCGGGGAAGCAGAGGAUUGUAGCGAGCGCUGGAAUUGAUGCUUCGGGCCUGUUGUAGUCGCCACCAUCAUCACCAUCACCACCACCACCACUACUACUACCACCACCAUCAUCAUGGUGGAAGGUCUACACUCUGCUAGGCUUAUCGGACCUUUAGCUUUUUAUUAUAUUGUAGGAUUCCUCCUUGUAACUCUUUCGUUGCCACCUGGCACCCAGGCGUCCAACCAUCUUCCUAGCGGUGCCUGUCAAAAUGGGAAAGGCAAAGGUAUCAGCUGUCCAGAGAGUAAUGAAAGAGAUUCAGACUUUCAAACAUGUGAUGAGUCUACAUGCAAAUAUGGGGGAGCCUGCAAAGAAAGUGGAGGUGUCGUGGCAUGCACAUGUCAUUUUCAGUGCCAUAAACAUUAUAUUCCUGUUUGUGGAUCAAAUGGAGACACAUACCAAAAUGAAUGCUUCUUGAAGCAAGCUUCUUGUAAGCAUCAAGAAGAGAUCACAGUAGUUUCUGAAGGAUCGUGUUACUCAGAUAAUGGCUCCGGAUCAGGAGAAGGGGAAUAUGAUGGGUCAGGAACACAAGUUCGUAGAAAACAUGCAAAAUGUGGUGCUUGCAAGUACGGGGCUGAGUGUGAUGAGGAUGCAGAAGAUGUUGGGUGUGUGUGUAACAUAGACUGCAGUGGACACAACUAUAAUCCCGUGUGUGCCUCUGAUGGAAGCUCUUACAAUAAUCCCUGUCUUGUGAGAGAAGCGUCAUGUCUGAGACAAGAACAGAUUGAUGUAAAACACCUUGGAAAGUGUCUAGCACUGGAUGAAAUUAGUUCAGUUUCAAAGGAUGAAGAUGGAAUUCCAUUUCGCCCUGAAAUAAAAGAAACGAAUGACCAUGCAGAAGACAUUUAUGCUGGGAAUCACAUUCCUUGCUCAGAAAACUUUAAUGGCUAUUGCAUACAUGGAAAAUGCGAGUUCAUUUAUUCUAUAAAGAAGGCUUCGUGUCGAUGUGACUCUGGAUAUACUGGACAUCAGUGUGAAACUACAGAUAUGAAUAUGCUGUUUGUUGUUCCAAGUGGGAAGAAACUUCCUUACGUCCUAAUUGCAGCAAUUAUUGGUGCUGUGCAAAUUGCUGUCAUUGUUGCUGUUGUAAUGUGCAUAACAAGAAAAUGUCCCAAAAACAACAGAGGACGUCGACAGAAACAAAACCUAGGCCAUUUUUCUUCAGAUGCAUCAUCAAGAAUGGUUUAGUUUUGAUGAUUUUUAUACCUCCUUGAUCAUGUGGUGUACAUUUUUAUUAUACUUUUUAAAAUGGGAAAUAUUUAUUUCAGAGGCCUUAUUUUUUGGACAUUUUUGAGUAGUGCUGUUAGUCCGGUUAAACUAAAAAGCAGGUAUUUGGUUUGCCAAAUGAUGUAGCUUUAACAAUGAAACACUAAGGAAGGAGUUCUUAACCCUUAACAGUUUUAAUUUACUAGCUUACUUGUGUCACUUUCUGUUAAUUUAUACUGCAGUGUACUCAGCCAUACAUUUUUGUGAGUAUUGUUUUUAAGGUAUAUUUUAAAUAACUUCACUGAUGGCUGUAGUGAAUGACAGUUAUUUUUAUUGGAUGAGGCAUGAGCUACGAAGGUAAUGAUGUUUACAGAUUACUUUUUCUUACAUGAUAUUAGGAAGAGCACACUGUGUUGAAAUACAUAUUUAAUUUUUUUGCUGGGGGGGGUGGGAGGAUUAGUAGCUGAUGUUUUUUAGACCCUGUGUCUUGCAUGAUUUUGUGUGAUUCUGUGUACUGUGUGUAGUUGUAAAAUAUGUAAUAUAUGUAUUAACUGCUUUUGUGACAGACAUUGAAGCACUACCAUUCUCAUGUUUCUGAUGCUGUAUCUAUUUAACACUCUAACCAUACACUUAGCAACUCAUAAAUGUAACUGGUAGUGCUUUGGUAUAGGUUCUACAUUGAGAAAAAAAGUGUUUUCUGGUUGGAUAAGAAGUCAGAUCAAUACAAAGACUUGGUUCUCACUCUGAGGAGAUAGAGACAACAUGAAUUAAUGCUAUACUUAAUAAGUAUUCCUUAAAUGAAAAAUUGAUACUGAAAAUGUAUUAACUUUUUUGAUUUAAAACAGUAAUUUGCAUAUUGUACAGUAUUCUGCAAAAAUAAAGCACUGACUUACCAACACUGUUUUAUAUAAAAAGCCACUUUUUGCAUGGUAAUGAAAAAAAGUCUUGAUAGGAAUUUGAUGGAUGUAAGUUGCCUAGACACUACAUGUGUUAAAAGUCAUAGAGGUAAACGUGAGAUGAAUGUGUUAAGUUAUUCAGACAUUGUUUGGGCUUUAAACUGCUGCAUGUAGGAUUUAACAAUUUGAUCAUAAUAAUAAAAAUGCUUAUCUACUAAA
This is a messenger RNA of Protopterus annectens (West African lungfish), 2627 nucleotides long. RefSeq names its product transmembrane protein with EGF like and two follistatin like domains 1 (gene TMEFF1). Gene Ontology annotation, molecular function: protein binding. The coding region runs from base 382 to 1494 and encodes 370 amino acids. NCBI's taxonomy places the organism in Eukaryota, Metazoa, Chordata, Ceratodontiformes, Protopteridae. The transcript is spliced from 10 exons. The record is from RefSeq and is a predicted model, not a curated record.